Drosophila innubila is the source of this 4036-nucleotide messenger RNA. Its product is annotated as 5-oxoprolinase. Gene Ontology annotation, molecular function: 5-oxoprolinase (ATP-hydrolyzing) activity. The transcript has 8 exons. Gene Ontology annotation, cellular component: cytosol. The record is from RefSeq and is a predicted model, not a curated record. The coding region runs from base 37 to 3960 and encodes 1307 amino acids. Gene Ontology annotation, biological process: glutathione metabolic process. Lineage: Eukaryota; Metazoa; Arthropoda; Insecta; Diptera; Drosophilidae.
UUCGACGAUCGUUCAGAAAGUCGCACACGUUAAAAAAUGGUCUUGGUAGAAUCUGCUGGUGGCUCGUCUGAGGGCGGGGACAAAUAUUGCUUUGCUAUUGAUCGCGGCGGUACCUUCACCGACGUGCUCUGCAUCUGUCCUGGCGGUCGUGUGCGCACAAUUAAGCUGCUCUCCGAGGAUCCAGAACGCUAUAGCGAUGCUCCCCGAGAAGGCAUUCGACGUAUACUCAAAGAGGAGACAGGUGAGGAUCUGGCCCCUUCUGGCUUGGUGAAUACCUCAAAGAUUGGUUGGGUGCGCAUGGGGACAACAGUGGCGACCAAUGCACUACUGGAGCGCAAGGGAGAUCCUGUCGUGCUGGUGGUUAACACUGGUUUCCGCGAUCUUCUCUACAUCGGCAACCAGGCUCGUCCAAAGAUAUUCGAUCUGAACAUUCGCAAGCCCGCUAAUCUCUACCAAACUGUCGUCGAGGUCGACUGCCGCAUUGUGCCCGAGCAGGCGGAUCGCUGUCAACUGAAUAACCAGUGGAAGGUGCUACAGGGCGUGGCCGGAAGCAAGUAUCUGGAAGUGCAGCCUGUAGACGAGUCUUCCGUCCGAUCCUCGCUGGCUGCUGCCCGUGAGCAAGGCAUCAACUCAGUGUCCGUAGUACUGACCCACAGCUACGCGUGUCCGGAGCAUGAACUGCGCAUCGGAGACAUUGCCAAACAGCUGGGAUUCAGCCAUGUCACGCUGUCCCACCAGGCCAUGCCCAUGUGCCGUGUUGUGGCCCGAGGUUACACAGCCUGUGCAGAGGCUUACCUGACGCCCCACGUGGAUCGCUACCUUGCUAGUUUCAAGUCCGGCUUCGAUAAUCAAUUGACCGGAGUGGAUGUUCUCUUUAUGCAGUCGGAUGGAGGCCUCACAAACAUGGAAAAUUUCCGAGGAGCUCGUGCCAUACUUUCGGGUCCGGCAGGAGGUGUGGUGGGUUACGCACUGACGGGAUCCCGUGAAACGGAUCUCCCGUUGAUUGGAUUUGACAUGGGCGGUACCUCGACGGAUGUUUCACGUUAUGCCGGCACAUAUGAGCACGUGAUUGAGAGCACUACGGCGGGCGUGACAAUUCAGGCGCCCCAAUUGGAUAUAAACACCGUCGCCGCAGGCGGCGGAUCGCGACUCUUCUUCCGUUCCGGCAUUUUUGUGGUGGGCCCAGAGUCGGCGGGCUCCCAUCCGGGUCCAGCUUGUUAUAAGAAAGGCGGUCCACUAACUGUUACAGAUGCCAAUCUGAUGCUUGGUCGCAUUCUGCCACAAUACUUUCCCAAGAUCUUUGGGCCCACUGAGGAUGAGCCUCUGGACUAUGAGCUCGCCAGGCGCAAGUUUAGCGAGCUGCAGGCCGACAUCAAUGCUCAUCUGGAAUCCUCCGGUGAUUCGAGAGUGUUGACCAUCGAGCAAGUGGCUCUGGGCUUCAUUCGGGUGGCCAACGAAACCAUGUGUCGUCCAAUACGCGCCCUGACCCAAUCCCGAGGCUUGGACACGGCCAAUCAUGUGCUCUCAUGCUUUGGUGGCGCCGGAGGACAACAUGCCUGCUCAAUAGCCCGUAAUUUGGGAAUUGCCAAGGUGGUCGUGCAUAAGUAUGCGGGAAUCCUCUCAGCCUACGGCAUGGCACUGGCUGAUGUCGUCCAGGAGGUGCAGGAGCCAAGUGGCGUGGAGUUUAACGAAUCAAAUGGUCAGGUGCUGAAGGAACGUCUGGAUGCAUUGUCAAAGCAGUGCCAUGCCAAGCUGGAGGAGCAGGGUUUCCGAACAAUUGAGCUGCAGCCAUUCCUUCAUCUGCGCUACGAAGGCACCGAUGGUGCUCUAAUGUGUGCGCCAGCAGCUGCUCCAGGUGGCCUUGAAUCCUCAACAUCAAUACUAGCCACAUACGGCGACUUCCAUGCCACGUUUUUGGAGCGUUACCGCACAGAGUUUGGCUUUGUGCUGCAGAACCGACGCAUAAUUGUGGAUGACAUUCGCAUCCGAGGCCUGGGUAAGAACGAAACACCGCCUGAGGCACAGAUAAGCGCUGCUCCAGAAGCUACGCCCACAUCCGAGGGCAACACCACCGUGCACUUCGACGAAGGUGCCUUCGAUGCGCCCAUAUUCUUGACCAAGAACUUGCUGGCCGGGCACAAGAUCUCCGGGCCGGCUGUGCUCAUCGAUCAGCUGUCUACCAUCAUCGUGGAGCCCGAGUGCAUGGCAGAAGUCACCAAGUAUGGGGACCUAGUCAUAGAUGUGCGAACUAGUGGCAAGCAUGGCAUCAACGAGGAACUGGACCCAGUGCACCUGAGCAUCUUUAGCCACCGCUUUAUGAGCAUCGCCGAGCAGAUGGGCAGAGUACUCCAGCGCACUUCCAUAUCGACCAACAUUAAGGAGCGCCUGGACUUCUCCUGCGCUCUCUUUGGCCCUGAUGGUGGACUGGUGAGCAACGCUCCACAUAUACCCGUUCAUCUGGGCGCCAUGCAGGAGACUGUACAGUACCAGCUGCGCGUCCGCGGUGAGACGCUAAGGAAUGGCGACGUCCUUCUGGCCAAUCAUCCCCAAGCCGGAGGCUCGCACUUGCCGGAUCUGACGGUGAUAACGCCAGUGUUUUAUGAGGGCCAACCGAAGCCCGUGUUCUUUGUUGCGUCGCGGGGACACCAUGCGGACAUAGGAGGAAUAACGCCAGGAUCCAUGCCGCCUCACUCCACAACGCUGGCCCAGGAGGGCGCCGCCUUCAAGUCAUUCCUCAUUGUGGAAAACGGACAGUUCCAGGAGAAGCAGAUUGUGGAACGCCUGACGACGCCAACCAACGCCAAGGGAGCUGUGGGCACUCGCAAUCUCAGCGACAAUCUCUCAGAUCUGAAGGCACAGAUCGCUGCCAACCACAAGGGCAUUCAUCUGGUCUCCGAGCUCAUUGACAGCUAUGGUCUGGGCGUCGUCCAAGCCUACAUGACGCACAUUCAGAAGAACGCGGAGUUGGCCGUGCGCGAUAUGCUGCGUCAGAUUGGUCGGGACACCUUGGAGCGCACUGGAUCCACAGUGCUUACAGCUCAGGAGUUUAUGGAUGAUGGCUCGCCCAUCACACUGCGGGUCACCAUUGAUCCCGAGAGUGGAUCGGCCUUGUGCGACUUUACCGGAUCGGGUCAAGAGGUUUGGGGCAACUGCAAUGCUCCGCGUGCUAUAACUUUGUCGGCACUUAUCUACUGUCUCCGUUGCAUGGUGGGUCAUGAUGUGCCGCUUAAUCAGGGAUGCCUGGCGCCCAUUCAAGUAGUGAUACCCAAGAAUUCCAUUCUGGAUCCUUCAGAGGGUGCAGCUGUAGUUGGCGGAAAUGUGCAGACAUCGCAGCGCAUUGUGGACACCGUUCUAAAGGCAUUCCGUGCUUGUGCCGCCUCCCAGGGCUGCAUGAAUAACAUCACAAUCGGGGACGAUCAGUGGGGCUACUACGAAACGGUGGCUGGCGGAUCAGGCGCUGGUCCAGAUUGGCAUGGAGCAGGUGGUGUGCACACACACAUGACUAACACCCGCAUUACCGACCCAGAGAUUCUAGAGUUGCGAUAUCCCAUGAUCCUAAAGCGCUUCUGUCUUCGCACCGACGGCUCCGGCGGUCGCGGACGGUUUAUUGGUGGCGAGGGAGUUGAGCGGGAUUUACUCUUCCGCAAGCCGGUAACAUUAUCCGUUCUAACUGAACGACGCACGCUUCAGCCCUACGGAUUGGCUGGUGGACAGCCAGGUAAAUCUGGACGUAAUCUCAUCAUUAAGAACGAUGGUCGAGUUAUUGCCCUGGCUGGCAAGAUCUGCAUCGAUGUGGAAGCGGGGGACACGUUUGCAAUGAAAACGCCUGGUGGCGGUGGUUACGGUCACAGCGAUGACUCCUCGAACGCCGAUCUUUCCCCUCCCACAAGUGAAAGCGGCCACAGAUUCGUGGAGCGGGGCACUGUCUACAAUUAUAGUCAAGCCCAAGAGUCUGCAUGAAAAUAAUAACAACAUUACAAUGAAUUUAUAAACGUACGUGUAUUAUAAUAAUAAAGCACAUUUAAAUUGUUAUUUA